CUUGUCGACACACACUCGAAAUUCACACUUUCCUCGCUGUAUAAAGGAGAACCGACGCAUUAAAACAACCCCGCAACCAUGAGUGUGGAAGGCUGCACGAAAUGCAUCAAAUAUAUGCUGUUCUUCUUCAACUUUAUUUUCUGGCUGGCUGGAUGUGUAAUCCUGGGCGUCUCUCUGUGGCUCCGUCAUGACGAAAAAACCAGCAGCCUGUUGGCCCUGAAGUUUGAAGGCACAGAGGCACCCAGCACGUUCUACAUCAGUGUCUACAUCCUGAUUGCCGUUGGCGCUGUGAUGAUGUUUGUUGGGUUCCUCGGUUGCUAUGGUGCCAUCCAGGAAUCUCAGUGCCUGCUGGGAACUUUCUUUGCCUGCCUGGUCAUCCUGUUUGCCUGUGAGGUUGCUGCUGGUAUCUGGGGAUAUAUUCACAAGGACCAGAUUUCUAAAGAUGUGAUCGGCUUCUAUGACACUGUGUAUGACCGAGGCUUACAGGAAACAAUUGCAGAGAAGAAAGAGGCUGCGGCUGCUGUACUGAAGGUCUUCCACGAGUCUCUGCAAUGCUGUGGCAAAGGUCAAAUCACUUCAGUUAUCAGCUGGGCGACCAAUCUGUGUUCUGAGCCAAACCUUCUGAAACUCAAUCCGGACUGUCACACCAAAAUCAAAGAGCUCUUCAAUGACAAGAUCUACCUGAUUGGCAUUGCUGCCUUGGUUGUUGCUGUCAUCAUGAUCUUCGAGAUGAUCUUCAGCAUGGUGCUCUGCUGUGGAAUCCGAAACAGCCCUGUAUACUGAAAUACGAUUGGGUGAACCAGGCUGUGGGUGUGUGACAUCUGGAGAUACCAGCCAAUGAAACUGAAGGAAAACUUAUUCUCCUGAUUCAUUUUUGUAUCUACCCUAAUUACCUAAUGUAGUCAAUUUGUCUUAAGGAACAAAUGAUUUUAUUCUCUGGUGUGUUAAUAUGAUACUCUGAUUGUCACUGUCUGCUGUUGUGCUGCAUGUGCAUUCUUGUGGCAACACUGACCAUGUAAACAAUGGCAGACUAGAACAGAAUUAUUAGAUGCUUUACACACACACACACACACACACACACACACACACACACACACACA
Ictalurus punctatus (channel catfish) is the source of this 1100-nucleotide messenger RNA. RefSeq names its product CD81 molecule a (gene cd81a). Gene Ontology annotation, cellular component: membrane. NCBI's taxonomy places the organism in Eukaryota, Metazoa, Chordata, Actinopteri, Siluriformes, Ictaluridae. The record is from RefSeq and is marked provisional.